AAUUCUCCACUUCCGUUUCACUCUUUUUUGGUAAAAUAAAAAUCUGUCAACAUGGGUCGUAUGCACGCUCCUGGUAAGGGUAUAUCCCAAUCAGCUUUACCUUAUAGAAGAACAGUUCCAUCUUGGUUGAAAUUAAAUGCCGAAGAUGUUAAAGAGCAAAUUAAAAAAUUAGGGAAAAAAGGUUUAACACCAUCCAAAAUAGGUAUCAUACUUCGUGAUUCACAUGGUGUGGCUCAAGUGCGGUUUGUUAAUGGCAAUAAGAUAUUACGCAUUAUGAAAUCUGUUGGACUUAAACCUGACAUACCUGAAGAUCUAUAUCAUAUGAUUAAAAAAGCGGUUGCUAUACGCAAGCAUUUAGAACGUAAUCGCAAGGAUAAGGAUGGUAAAUUCCGUUUGAUUUUGGUUGAGUCUCGUAUCCAUAGAUUAGCUCGCUAUUAUAAAACGAAAAGCGUACUUCCUCCGAACUGGAAAUACGAAUCGAGCACAGCCUCUGCUUUGGUCGCGUAAGGAACAUUGCUUCGUACUAAAUUUUCUUACUGUUUUAUAAUUUACAAAUAAAACGAAAAAAAAAAAGUGUAA
Messenger RNA from Glossina fuscipes, 579 nucleotides. It is a transcript of the gene RpS13, whose product is annotated as 40S ribosomal protein S13. Gene Ontology annotation, biological process: translation. The record is from RefSeq and is a predicted model, not a curated record. Gene Ontology annotation, molecular function: structural constituent of ribosome; small ribosomal subunit rRNA binding. The transcript is spliced from 3 exons. Gene Ontology annotation, cellular component: nucleolus; ribosome; cytosolic small ribosomal subunit. Lineage: Eukaryota; Metazoa; Arthropoda; Insecta; Diptera; Glossinidae. The coding region runs from base 52 to 507 and encodes 151 amino acids.